This is a messenger RNA of Ostreobium quekettii, 2343 nucleotides long. The record is from the annotation of a GenBank genome assembly. Lineage: Eukaryota; Viridiplantae; Chlorophyta; Ulvophyceae; Bryopsidales; Ostreobiaceae.
AUGUCGUUGACGCUGCUCCUCGCGGGCGGCGUCGGCGGUCGGCCGAUGGCGGCGUCAGAGCGCAUGACGCGACAGCUGCUGCAGGACGGUGCCGACGACGGUGGCUUCCUGGCCGGCGACCUGCCCCUGGAGAUUGUCGCCACGACGCCCGCCGACCUGGCAGGGGAGGGCCGGGUGGAGGUUGGAGGGGAGCAGGCGCUGACGGUGGGUGUACCACACGGCCACGUCGGGGCAAUCAUGAGCCAGGUCGGCCGCGGGUCGGUCAUUCGUGCUCGUCGAUGGGCUUACUGGCUCAAUGUGCUUUACUCCAGGUCCGUCAUUGCGCUUGGUGAGGACUUUGGCUCUGAUGGGGUGCCUCAAGAAAAGCUCCCCUUCACGUUUGAUCCGGAAAUCCCAGGAAGCUUCCGGUGGGUCACAACUUCCAUCGCUCGGUUCGACCCAGCUGGUGGGUACUGGCCUGACCGCGAGAUCAAUCUCGUCUGGAAUAGGGAUUUGACGACCUUCGACGGUGUGAAACUGAACCUGUCAGGCGUGGGGCCCACCGUCCUGGUGACGCCCACCCUGUUUUUGGAGAAUGUCCACGUGGAUUCCGACAUGGCACAGGCGCUCACGGACGGCCGCUGGUGCCAAGAUUGCACAUACUUUGAAAACGAGAAGUUCCCCGAGGUCCCGCCUGAUGGAAUCGUCGUUCUGGAAUUCUCCCAUGACGUGUCUCCCAGCACCCUGCAGGAAAAUAUGAAGGUGCUCCGCGAUGGCGACACGGCGGCCAACAUCACCGCCGGCGUGACGUCAUGCGAGCCAGACAAGCCGGAGAGCAGCUGUGUGAACGUCACUUUCACUGGAGGGCAGCUGGAGACGGACACCUGGUAUUUCCUUGUUUUGGAGGAGGGCCUCGUGUAUAGCAACGUGAGCGGCGGUCUGAGUGGGGACCUUCGUGUGGAGCUGGCUGGCCUACGCCGAUUCCGGAUACCCCUGGGAUCCCGCGAUACGAUUAGGGCUCGCGAGUUUGUGCUGCCCCUCGUUCACGGGCUCGCUCCGGAGACGACUGUGGAUGACGUAAAGGCGUCGAUGUCGGUGAAGGACAUGGGGAUCGACGAAGGAGGCCAGGAGAUGGAGUUCGAGUUGAGCUUGCGCAGCAAGGGGGAGCUGCUGCUCCGCGCCGCGUUUGUUCCUGAAACGGACUACACCAUCGAGGUGUCCGCGAACGACGGCGUCAAAGACGGCUUCGGCCUGUCCCUUGAGGCCAGCGUCGCGUCCAAGACCGGGGAGCGUCUGUUCCACGAAUUCGCGCCAAUCUUCCCCGUAGACGGCGGAUUCGAUGAUAAGUUGUACGCAAUCUUCGAGGCAGGCCAGGAAUGGGACCGCUCCGUGUCUGCGCUGUCCCGGGGGCUCCCUGUGAAAGACAACUUUGACGACUUCUUGUGUGAAGACGGCGCUGUCCCCUUUAUGGAGGCCUGGCCCCUGAAGGCUUCUCACGAGGCCUUUGACGUAUUUAGUGCCGGAAAUUUUGACGUGCCGCAAAUAUUCAAGGACCUUGGAGUCGAAGGAAUUCGCCUGGACGGGUCGCAGAACGGCAGCGCCAUUGUCGCAAAGGUGGACGCAACGGACCUCCUGGAUCCCGCGGGAAUCUUCUACAGCCAGUUCUGUUUUGAUGCCGACUGGCUGACGAUGGAAACGGAGGUGAUGGCGUCGUUCUUGGCCCCCGGGGACCCCGAGGCCGCUGGCGAGCAUUUGCUGGCCUGGGUGCACGACAUGGCUACGGGGCAGCCGGUGCAGGGCGCCAACAUCACAAUUUGGCAGCGGAACGAUGCGACCCUGGAGAUAAUGGACACGGCGAUGACGGCGGAGGACGGAACGGCCACCCUGGUGAACCGCAACGAGGAGCUGAUCAUCGGGUUCCUGCCGGGCAGGUUCGCGGCCAUCGAGCACGCCGGCAGGCUAACCAUCGUGCCGGGGGUCGAGAUCCUCGAGACUCUGUCGAAGGUCGAGGGCGCGGCGGUGUCUUCCGUGCUGGACCGCAAGCUGGCCCGGCCAGGGGAGACGGUGCACGUGAAAGGACACAUUUGGCGGCGGGAGAACGCCGACCUGUUGCCCUUCACACCCGAGAACGGCUUCUGCCUGGACGCUGGCGACCUCGGCGAGUUCCCCGUCCAGUUCGACGACAAGUUUGGGAGCUUCCAGGCGGAAAUCGAACUCUCUGAAGACGCGGUCCCCAGGGAGUACGACAUCUUUUUGGUGGAGGACUGCGAGGGGAACAGGCUUCGCGAGUACCUCCUCGAAGGGUUCGCGGUCGGCGACCCCCGGCCACCCACCGCUGUGCUGGACGUCAAGGGACCCGAUUGG